UCGAACCCCUCCCCUUCUCUCGUCCAAAUAUUUUCCUGCGGUUCAUGCCUCUUCACCAUACAUCUCCAUGGCCAGUAUGAUGCAUAGGCCUCAAACUCAGAAGCCCAAGGAGGGCCAACGCAAGUUCUCCCCUCCUGGCCCGACUUAUAUGUCCGACGACCAGAUCGGUAUGUUUACAGUGCCGCGCCAAAGCAUUCUCUUCCCCAUCCAGCCUUUAUCGAUCUCAUUCGGGCUGUCACCGCUUCGGAUCGAGGUCUCCAUGCUGAUCUUCGACCUACAGCGACCUAUUUGAAAGAUCUGCGGACUAAUCGUCCUACACGUCCUGGCGGAUCCAGGCCGCUUCCCGUAAG
Messenger RNA from Aspergillus aculeatinus CBS 121060, 350 nucleotides. RefSeq lists its product as uncharacterized. The record is from RefSeq and is a predicted model, not a curated record. Lineage: Eukaryota; Fungi; Ascomycota; Eurotiomycetes; Eurotiales; Aspergillaceae. The coding region runs from base 68 to 292 and encodes 74 amino acids. The transcript has a single exon.